Molecule: messenger RNA, 396 nt
Organism: Dalotia coriaria
Lineage: Eukaryota; Metazoa; Arthropoda; Insecta; Coleoptera; Staphylinidae
Product: cytochrome b5-like
Exons: 1
Coding region: 1-396 (131 amino acids)
Cellular component (GO): intracellular membrane-bounded organelle; membrane
Molecular function (GO): heme binding
Source: RefSeq, a predicted model, not a curated record
AUGGCGUCCAGUUCAGGUCUAAUCAAAAAAUACACCCGAGAAGAAGUGAAACGCCACAACUCCAACGACGACCUCUGGAUAAUCCUCGACAACAACGUCUACGACCUCACAGAUUUCGUCUACAAACACCCCGGAGGUGAAGAAGUACUCUUGGACCGAGCUGGAGGUGAUGGCACCGAUUGUUUCGACAACAUCGGACAUAGUCUAGACGCGAAAGAACUGCGCGAGUCUUUUAAAAUCGGCGAAGUUGUCGACGCCGACCGGCGACAGAAGCACGAAGCGCAAUUCGACGGCGAGUACGGCCGAAAGUUCUCCGUGCCGAAGAGCACCAUGUUCGACUAUGUGCUUCCGGGCGUUGUGGUUUUCAUAGCGUUUAUAUAUUGUUUUGUAUGGUGA